Erinaceus europaeus (western European hedgehog) is the source of this 2833-nucleotide messenger RNA. RefSeq names its product interleukin 18 receptor accessory protein (gene IL18RAP). NCBI's taxonomy places the organism in Eukaryota, Metazoa, Chordata, Mammalia, Eulipotyphla, Erinaceidae. The transcript is spliced from 11 exons. Bases 543 to 2174 code for a protein of 543 amino acids. Gene Ontology annotation, biological process: interleukin-18-mediated signaling pathway. The record is from RefSeq and is a predicted model, not a curated record. Gene Ontology annotation, molecular function: interleukin-18 receptor activity.
GCACUGCUUUUCCACUCACAAAGCUUUCCCCCUGCAGAUGGGGACCUGGGGCUCAAACCUGGGUCCUUGAGCAUUGUAACAUGUGAGCUCAAUCAGGUGUGCCACUACCUGGCCCUUGGGUAAUUUUUUUUUUUUUUUAGUGAUAAUAGUUCAGGACUUUAAGAGACUAUUCAAUAGCAAAGUUACUUUUUAAUUUCUGCUAAAGCAAAAUUAAGUAAUAAUAAUGCUUACCUCUGUGGUCUGAAGGCUGUUUUCCUUCCAAACUCACACAUUGAAAUUCUAUGCCCUAAUGAUGAUAAUCUUCAUGAUUUUAUUAGGAGGUGGCUCUUUGGAUGGUAUUUAGGGGAUAACAGCGAAGUAUUCAUGAAUGGGAAUAGUGCUGUUGUAAAAUAAAUACUGGAGAGAUCUCUAGUACUUUCUACCAUCUGAGGACAGAGCCUCAGGGUACCAGAGAAUUCUCAGGAUGGAUCUCUGAAGCACAAAGUACUCCAUUCUGUGGAUGGAACAAAUUCAUUGCAGUCAGGACAGGACUAGAGAGAACCAUGCUCUCUUUGAGCUGGAUGUUUCUUUGGAUUGCCUCAGGGGAGAAGAUUACAGCAUUUAAUCUUUCUGAUUGUGCUACAAAAAAUAUUAUUUGGACAUACUCUGCAAGCAGAGAGGAAACGUUUAUUUUAUUCUGUGAUUUAAGUAACUACAUUGAUAGUAAGAAACUAUCUGAUGUGCAAUGGUAUCGACAAUCUCAAAUGGGAGAAUCGUUAGGUGAAAUUAUCGACAACUACCCUCACAUCAGCAAACACAACAGAGACCUUCAUUUUACAACCAUAGGAGUAAAUGAUUCUGGGUCUUAUAUUUGUAGACCCAGGAUUAGGACGUCCCAGGAUGAGGCCUUUUGUGCUAAGACAGUCUUAGAAGUGAAACUCAAGACAAAUUCAUCCUGCAAGAACCAUGAAUCACACAAGAUAAGUCUUCUUCUUGCAACCACUGACUACAUUUAUUGCCCUUGUCUCAGCCCCCAUGGGGACGUUUCAAAUCCAAAGGUGACCUGGUAUCAAGAUGGAAAACUAAUAUCUAAAGGAAGGAAGAACUCAUUCUUAAUUAAUGAUGUAUACACAGAACAUACAGGUACAUACAGAUGUGACUAUACUCAGUCAGAUAAUUCAAGCUCAUGGAUUGUCAGAGCUUUCAUUCAAGUGAUGACCUAUGAGAGAGACACUGAUCUUAGACCAGAUAUUCUGGAUCCCAUCAGUGACACAUUGGAGGUGGAGCUAGGAAAGCCUCUAACUCUUAACUGUACUGUACAGUUUGGCUUUGAACAGAAACUGAAACCUGUGGUGAGAUGGUACCAAGAUUUUGGCCAGGGGUGGACAGUCUUGGAAUCUGAGGAGAAAUGCCCUGAAUCCACCAGAGAGGAGCUGAGAUUCAAAUGUGUUGUCAACUUGAAAGAAGUGACUUGGAAUGAUCUUAAUGGGAAGUUCAUUUGCUUUGCUCAAAAUUCCGUUGGCAAUGUUACCCGGUCCAUCCAGCUAAGACCUAAGGAAAGAGUGGUGUUGAUAUACGUCCUCCUCAGCACAGCCGUGACCCUGGCUGGUGUGUUGACGGUGUGCGCUCUCCUCUACACCUACUGGAUUGAAAUAGUGCUGCUAUACCGAACCUACCAGAGCAAGGAUGAGACACUUUGGGAUAAAAAGGAAUUUGACGCUUUCAUCUCCUAUGCAAAAUGUAACUCUUUUGAGAGGGAGACCACUUUAUUUUUGAGUGAGGAAAGCUUGGCUCUGAAUCUAUUCCCUGAAGUUUUGGAAAACAAAUAUGGAUACACUUUGUGUCUGCUUGAAAGAGAUGUGGCCCCAGGAGGAGUGUAUGCAGAAGAUGUUGUGAGCAUCAUUAAGAAAAGCAGAAGAGGAAUAUUUAUCUUGAGUCCCAGCUAUGUGAAUGGACCUGGCCUCUUUGAGCUACAGGCAGCAGUCAACCUUGCCCUGGAUGAUCAGAUGCUGAAACUCAUUUUAAUUAAGUUUUGUCCUUUCCAAGAGCCAGAGGCCUUACCUCCUCUAGUGAAAAAAGCUCUCAAGGUUUUGCCCACAGUCACUUGGAGAGGUUCAAAAUCACUUCCUCUUAAUUCCAGGUUCUGGAGUCAUUUGCAUUACUAUAUGCCUGUGAGAAAUACUGUUAAAUCCUAAUCCAACUUUCUAUUUCUAUUUUCUAUUUUCCCUAUUCUCAGCUCUGACACCAUCUUUCCAGACAACAUUUUUAAGCUAUCUGCAUGUUAGUUAUCAAACUCAGGCAAAAAUUACCAAAGUCAAGGGCCCCUUGGCACAUACUUAAAAUAGACUUCCUAGCUUCUUCCUACCCAGAGACACCUAAUUUCAUCUGCUAUAUUCCUAUCUUUGGGUUCCUGUUUCUUAAGAAAUUUGUCCUGCUUUAUAUAUUACUACCUUUCAGCCACCAAGCUGCAGAUAGUACUAUGAUGCCAUCCUAACUUCCCUGGGCAGACAACCUCAUCAAUAUGUCCUGGAACCUCACCUCUUUAGAGCCCUACCCCACUAGGGAAAGAUAGGAACAGGCUGGGGGUGUGGCUCCACCUGCCAAUAUCCAUGACCAGUGGAGAAGUAAUUACAGAAGCCAGACGUCCCACCUUCUGCACUCUAUAAAGAAUUUUGGUCCAUACUCCCAGAGGGAUAAAUAAUAGGGACGCUUCCAAUGGAGGGGAUGGGACACAGAACUCUGGUGGUGGAAACUGUCUGGAAUGAUACCCCUGUUAUCUUAUAGUUUUGUUAAUCACUAUUAAAUCACUAAUAAAAAUUAAAAGAAAAAAGAAAUGCAUUUAUAAUAAAUUGAC